UCGUUGCCUAAGAGAAGAUGUUGUAUUGUUGGUCCUCAACAGUCUGAAUUCACAAACGAAAUUUUGCUUUGUGACUAUUACAUUGGGACUAACACAGGACUCAUCAGGAGGUUUAUUCAACCUCUGGACGAUCGGUCUGCGCAUACUGUCACUUUGUGACAAUGCACACCACACGCAGUCCCACGUCCAUUCCCACUGGAGGAGCAGGGGAUGCGCUGGACCUCAGCCUGACCGGAUCUCAGCUCUCAGUGACCAGGAGGCCCAGCAGUGCGUCCCCGGGCAAAUACUUCUCUCGCUCUGUGUCUGUAUCUGUGGCCAGUGAAGGAAGAGGAAAACGUAACACACUGGGCGAUGCUGCGUUCAGUGGCUCCCGCUCCAUCAAGAACCUACGGCGCUCCAACAGCACCACCCAGGUGAACCAGCAAGCCAGUGUCAGCCUGAGUGAGGAGUGCUCGGAGGACUUCCAGGCCCUGUUCGACAGCAGCUCAAACGGCCGCCGCAAACUGGCCAGCCUCAGCAAGGCCUCCCCGGACCGAACCACCUGGAACAUUCUGGAUGACCAGCCACGUGCGUUCCCCCUGCCCAGCAGUUCCCGCAGUGUGGGCAGCAUGGACUCCCCCACCGGCCCGAAGAAGAGGGAGCCGGGCAGCAGUGGCGUCACCCUGGCUGCCAACUUCACCGCCAACAACAGGAGUAACAAGGGUGCAGUAGGCAACUCUGUCACCACCAUCCUGCACAACAACUACUCCGAAAAGCCCCUCACACCAAAGAGCUCCAACCAGAAGCCCUCCUUCAAUAACAUAAUCAAGGCCACGGUGCACGACGAGAGCUCCCUGGAGAACGGUUCCCUUACCAAGUCCCAGAAGAACUUCUCCUCCUCCUCCUCGGCGUCGGCGUCCAACAAUAACGCCCUCCGGAGCCCCUCACAGCCUCGCAGGAGGGAGGUCAGCGAGGAGGAGGCCGAGAGGUACAUCCAGCAGGUCGCCCAGGCGGUAGUGACCAUCCAGCGUUGGUAUCGGCGCCACAUCAAGAGGCGGCAGGCGUCCGAGAUGGCCGUCAGACGCCUGCUCAUCACCAAGAAGAAGGAGCGUGAGCAGAGACUGGAGGAGGAGGGGCCCCCGGAAAAGAGGCGGGAUGAGGACAGGAAACGCAUCAGAGAGGAGAAGGCUCGGCUUGCGCGCCUCACAGCCAUCCAGGAGCUGCAGCAGAAGAGAGCCCAGCGCGUGGCCGAGGUGCAGCAGGCGGCCGAGGAGGAGGUGGAGGCCCUGAGGCGUGCUGGGAAGGUCGGCCGCAAGAAGUCCUCCAAGAGCUCCCCUGCCAACCAGCAGCCUGGCUCCCCCACCGACGUCAAAGCAAAGAACACAGAUUCCAAUGUUAACUUGGUCCCUGAGCUUGAUGACAUCCAAAACCUCAGGGCAGUGUCGCCAGCGUUGUCCGGACGUCGGGAUUCUCAGUGCUCUCAGGAGAUUCUGGAAAGAUCCGUGAGCAUGGAGGACCAAAGGCAGGGGGCGUCUUCGAGCCGAGCCCAGUCCAAGACCACCCUCAACGACCUGCUGGACACCAUUAAGCUCCUGGAGGAGGAACCGGAGAGGCUGUCUGAGCCAAAGAGCUACAGGAAGGAGAAGUACGCCUGGAUAGAUGAGGACGGGGACUCCACGUCUCUGACGGCGGAUAACCUGGAGCUCCACGGUCAGCUGAGCCAGCCUCCUGUCCUGCCUGAUGGGGGCGCCCUGCUGUCCGAGGCCAAGCUGCAGAGCAUCAUGAGCUUCCUGGACGAGAUGGAGAAGUCCGAGCAAGAGCGGCCGCGCUCCGUCACGUCGGGUUCACACAGAGAGGCGCUGCUGUCUGAAGAGGAGCUGGCCGGUGUGGAGCAGGCCUCUGCCACGGCAGCUGAGGUGACGGGCACCAUGAUGAGGCUGAAGAUGGACCUGGAGGAGAAGAGACGCACUGUCAACAUGCUGCAGGCCGCCCUGAAUCAACAGCGUGAGCUGACUAUCCGUCACGUGAAGGAGACGGAGAAGGAGCUGAACCGCUCCAUGCAGCAGCAGAGGGAGCAGUAUGAGGCCACCAUCCAGAGACACCUCAGCUUCAUUGACCAGCUGAUAGACGAUAAGAAGGCCCUGAGUGAGCGCUGUGAGGGGGUGGUGGCUGAGCUCAAGCAGGUGGACCAGAAGUACACCAAGAAGAUCGCCCAGAUGCAGGAGCAGCACGAGAUGGUGUGGCAAAUUCUGGGUCCCUUGUGUGAGGAGAUAAAGAAGCUGAAGGAACUGAUGAGUGCCACAGAGAAAGUCCGCCGUGAGAAGUGGAUCGAUGAAAAAACUAAGAAAAUCAAAGAGAUCACCGUUAAAGGUCUGGAGCCGGAGAUCCAGAAGCUGAUCUCGCGGCACCGUCAGGAGCUGCGUAAGCUGCGCGUGCUCCACGAGGCCGAGCUGCAGCAGGCGGACGAGCGCGCGGCCCAGCGCUACGUGCGUCAGACCGAGGAGCUGCGCCUGCAGCUGGAGAGGGAGCGCGACGAGCAGUGCCAGAGGGAGCGCGAGCUGGCCAAGCAGAGGUUGGAGAAGCAGCUUCAGGAGGAGGAGACGGCUCUCCAGCAGCAGAAGCGACGUCUGUAUAAGGAGGUGGCCGAGGAGAAGGAACGGCUAACUCAGCUGGCCUCCAGGGUGAAGCGUGUGCGUGAUAAGUACGAGGCGGAGCUGCGAGAGCUGGAGCGGUCGGAGCGGUCGGCCCAGGAGAAGCAGCAGGAGCUCAGGAAGAGGCAGGGGGACAUGGAGGCCGAACUACUGCGCCUGCAGGCCCUGCUGCGCCAGAGAGAGCAGGAGAUGCAGGACGUCACUGAGUCUCGGGACAAGCUGUCGGAGGAGCGGCGUAGCCUGGCCGAGGUGAUCCGGCAGGAGUUUGCCGAGCGGCUGGUGCAGACGGAGGAGGACAACCGGCGCAUGAAGACUGAGGUGGCCGAGGUGCGGGCACGCCUGCGUCUGGAGGUCGAGCGCGUCUCCCGUGAGAAGGAGGAGGAGCUGGCCGAGGUGCACCAACGUGUAAAGUCAGCCAUCUUGAAGAAAGAGGAAACUGUCAACAACCUACGCAAACAGCAUGAGGCGGCGGUAAAGAGAGCUGACCACCUGGAGGCAUUGCUGGAGCAACAGCGGAAGCAACUGUUGGGGAAAUAGCACACUGGGCAGGGCCUAUCGCAUAGGCCACGCCCCAAACAUCAUGCAUUCUCCUCCCCCCUCUCCUCAUUGGACGGACAAGUUCUCUCUCCCCUCAUAUGGUUCCACUUGAGCCCAGAGAAGGAACUGACGGACAAAAGACCCCAAGGAAAGAACUCGUCCCAUCAGCCAUUCUGCUGGGCAGAAGGGCUUGCAGGGAACCCAAAGGAACUCUCUAGAAUUAGAACCCUCCAGAAAGACAUAUUUUCUAAAUGAAAAAAGGGGGGAAGAGGACA
Messenger RNA from Alosa alosa (allis shad), 3442 nucleotides. It is a transcript of the gene cep131, whose product is annotated as centrosomal protein 131. Gene Ontology annotation, molecular function: protein binding. Gene Ontology annotation, biological process: regulation of centrosome duplication; cilium assembly; intraciliary transport involved in cilium assembly. The transcript is spliced from 24 exons. Gene Ontology annotation, cellular component: centriolar satellite. The record is from RefSeq and is a predicted model, not a curated record. The coding region runs from base 162 to 3167 and encodes 1001 amino acids. NCBI's taxonomy places the organism in Eukaryota, Metazoa, Chordata, Actinopteri, Clupeiformes, Clupeidae.